UUCUUGUCCACAUGCUCUAUUUAUAAAUACCUCGUACUUCUAACUUCCAACUUGUUAUCCAUAAGUUAUUCAUUUUUUCUUUGUGUUGUCAUCCCUUAUAAUUUGCACAUCAAUCAGUAGAGUACCAUUGAGGGCAUUUUUUCAAUUUAAUUUCUACCUUGAAAGAGAGAAAUGGCUGCUAAUAGUUGUGCAGUACUACUUCAAGUGACCAAAUGCACAUUCCAGAGGCCUUCACUUCCACCCAAAAUUGAGCACUCCAGGAACCCACUCUCAUCUACUUUCAAGCCACUAUUGAGGGAGUUGGACCAUUUUCCAAAUAUUUCAGUAGACGUUCCAAAAGCUAUCAAGGAAACUCCCUUCAAAUUAUUGGACGCUUUUGUUGACUUCAUUUAUGAAUUCGUUGACCAACCGUUGCUCCCAUCUCAGAAUAAUUUUGCACCGGUUGAAGAGAUCGGAGAAGCUACAACAGUAAGAACAGUUGAAGGAAAAAUUCCAGAUGAUUUUCCAGAGGGUGUUUACGUAAGAAACGGCCCAAACCCUCUAUUUGGAGGACUAAAAUCGACGAAAUCUAUAUUUGGGGAGUCAAGCCACAUGUGGGUUGAGGGAGAAGGAAUGCUUCAUGCUCUCUACUUAAAGAAAGACAGUGGCAGAAAGAAGUGGAAGACAUGGUACAAGAACAAACAUGUCCAAACAGAUACAUACAAUAUGGAAAAAGAUCGAACCAAACCAGGUUUUCUUCCUGCUAUACAAGGCGAUUCUCCUGCUAUACUGUUCUCCUAUCUUCUAAAUGUGUUGAGGUUUGGCGUGAUAGACAAAUACUUGAGCAACACUAAUGUGUUUGAACAUGCAAAUAAAUACUACUCAAUUGCUGAGAACCAUAUGCCUCAAGAGAUCGACAUGCAUUCCCUACAAACUCUGGGAAAUUGGAAUUUUCCUAGUGGAUCUUGGAAUAGACCCUUCACAAGCCACCCAAAGAAAGCACCUGGCACCGGGGAACUAGUUAUAAUUGGUAUUGAUGCGAAAAAACCAUAUUUUGAACUAGGUGUGAUUUCAGCUGAUGGAAAGAAAAUGGUUCACAAAGCGGAUCUCAUGUUUGAUAGAUGUGCGGUUUGCCAUGAAAUAGGAGUUACACAGAGGUACAAUGUGAUCAUGAAUUUCCCCCUAACUAUUGACAUAAGUCGACUAGCUCUUGGAGGCCAGUUAAUGAGGUUUGAGAAAGAUGGAUAUGCAAGAAUUGGAAUAUUGCCACGCUACGGUGAUGCCAAUUCCAUCAAAUGGUUUGAGGUUGACCCUUGUUGUGUAUUCCACGUCAUUAACAGCUUCGAACAUAAUGAUGAGGUGGUGGUGAGAGCAUGCAGAGCUCGUCAAUCAGUUAUACCGGGACCCAGUUCUAGUGUCAACCAGUUAGAAAAGUUUUUCAAAUGGAUUAAAAGGGAAACAAGUUCCAUAGAUGACGGCUCUGAGUUCACAAAAGAAUCAACUUUCCCUCGUGUUUGCGAAUGGAGAUUAAACAUGAAAACUGGAGAGGUUAUUGAGAAGAAAAAUCUAUCUGGAGAUGAGUUCGCAAUGGAAUUCCCCAUCAUCAAUGAAAAAUUCACUGGAUUUAGUAAUAAAUUUGCUUAUCUACAAGUUGUUGAGUUGAAAGAGGUGUCUGGCUCAGGAUACACUAGAUUUGGUGGGCUAGCCAAGCUUCAUUUUGAAGAAAAGAAAGCCUCUACGGAUGAAGAAGACGAAUUGGUUAAAGCAGAAUAUCACAUGUUCCCAAAGGACACAUUUUGUUCAGGAGCAUCAUUUGUUCCAAAACCUGGAGGCAUCGACGAAGACGAUGGUUGGAUCAUCACAUUUACGCAUAAUGAAAAUGAGAAUAUUUCGCAAGUUUGUAUAAUUGAUGCAAAAAAAAUUACGGAUGUGCCAGUUGCUAUUAUCCCUUUAUCGAGUAGGGUUCCAUAUGGAUUUCAUGGAGCUUUCAUGCCAUUAGAGUUAAGAUCGUAUAUAUAAAUUUCAGAAAAAAAUUAUUACGCAUGCGGUAUGUCAAGUCAUACUUAUCUGAGGCAUUUCGUUUUAUUGGCAAAUGGAGGUGUUAGGCCUAACUUUUCAAGCAACCAACAGAUUCGGCAUUAUAUAUCAUGGAAGUUUCAGCAAUCAGUACAAGAAACAUUUUUGCAUGAAAAGUUUUGAGAAUAUAGUUAAUAGAUUGAAAGUCUAAGUAGAUUUCGUUUAGAGCAAUGACGAAUCUUCUAAGUAGAUUUCGUUUAGAGCAAUGACGAAUCUUUCUCUAGGUAGAUACUAAGAUGAUAUAUUGUACUAUUCUUUUACUUAUUCUUUAUAUGAUGUAAUUAAAUUUCUAAUUACAUUGUAAUUGAAGAAGCAUUUAGUGAUGUAAAGUAUGCUUAAGAAUUUAAUUUACUAUAGCAAUUCAAAUUAUAA
Molecule: messenger RNA, 2427 nt
Organism: Capsicum annuum
Lineage: Eukaryota; Viridiplantae; Streptophyta; Magnoliopsida; Solanales; Solanaceae
Product: carotenoid 9,10(9',10')-cleavage dioxygenase 1-like
Exons: 13
Coding region: 172-1998 (608 amino acids)
Biological process (GO): carotene catabolic process
Cellular component (GO): chloroplast stroma
Molecular function (GO): carotenoid dioxygenase activity
Source: RefSeq, a predicted model, not a curated record